CUUAUUCUGCAUCUGUACUGAGAUUCUUAAGACAAAAUUCAUUUCAUUUUAUAAGUUCAUCAAUGCCUUUGAAACAUUCGUAUCACAACAGGUAACAAUUAAUUAUUUUAAUACACAUCUCCUUUUAAUUGUUCUUAUUUUAUAAUUCUGUUUUGUUGCCAACACCAUUCCAUUCAUGGCUCCAAAAUCCAAGUCAAAAAAACAAAACGAAAAAACGGCAAAAAACGUGAAGGAGGAUGCUAAAAACAACGGGAAAAGUGAUGUUGGAAGGAAGGGUGGAAAGAAAUACUUAGAGCAGCAAAAUACUCUUCCCAAUCGUCCUACAGCUAAACAAGUUGUUGCAGGUUCAUCUUGGACAGGAAAGAUCCCAGCCGUAUUAUUGAAUGAGUAUUGUCAAAGGCAAAAAUGGGACAAAUCAGAUAUUUACGUAAAGCCAAACAAGGAAGGCAAGUUCAUUGUAAUUUCAAUAACAUUGUCCAGACGAGUAUCUAAAAGCUCAAUGGCUUCUGAAAAAGUUACCCUUUUACCGGAACGAAACUUGAUUGCUUCUGAAACAUUACCAGCCAAGGACACUCCCCUAGAGGCCAGAAAUGUUGGCGCCGUUUAUGCUCUUCAUCGUAUUCUUUCUCACAAAUCAAUGCAACAUGUUUUUCCACCCGAACAUCGAAAGAUUUGGGCUGACUUACAGGAUAAGAAGAAACUAGACUUGGAGAAAAAUCGACAAUGGCUUUAUAUGGAAGAUCCAUUCAAAGCACAAAAACUUCACAUGGAAGAGGAACAAAAAAACAAAGAAAAGGUCGCAAAGGCCCGUGCAGCAGCUGAGGCUUUGAGAAAAGACAAUUUUAUUUCCAAAACUAUUCUCCAAAACGUUGGUAGCGACAACAAGUUUGAUUUUCGUCAUCCUCUUUCUCUCAGUAUGAAUGCCAGUAAUCGCUUGACAUUGCAAAACCUUCUUCAAGGUUUUGAUAUAUGGGAUUAUGAGAAUCCUAAAAGUAUGUCGGAGGAAGAGAAACAAAGUAUUGUUUCGAGUCUGGUACAAGCCGGCUUCAGAAAAGCUCAUGCGGAGGAGAGCUGCUCCUAUACUUCGUCAUUUGAAGACGCUCUCUGUUGGUUAUUAAUUCAUGUUCCGGAAGAUGAUCUACCUUCAAGAUUUCUGCCUGAAGUCGACAGCUCUGUUUCCUUCCAGUUACAUGAUUCAACAGAAUUAGCCUUUCACUACUCUGCCAAACGAAUGUCUGCAACUGGCUACAACUAUGAUUUGUGCCUUGCUACCCUGAAGGAGUGCAACGGUGAUAUAUUCAUAGCGUUUGAGGUUUUACAGCAACAAUUGCUGGGGCUCGAUAUCAAUCCAGCAGCAUGUGAACGCAGUGGUGACACAAUUGAAUGGGACAAUGAAAUUGAUGCAUUAAAGUGUACUCUUGGCCCAAAGGAAAUUCAGCUUACGAAGGAAAAUGAUUGCGAAUUUACCAUCAUUCCGCCGAAGUCUGUACACCCAAAUCCUGUCAAAAUCACUUUAAUAAAGCCAGCACGUUCCUAUCCUCAACAUAUGUUCUCUAUUGAGGUUUCGUCGUCCUCCAAACUUGCAUCCUACAUCAAGUUAAACAUUAUUAAGAAGACCGCUUCUUUUGCCAAUAUGUAUUUAAAUGAGCCAAUGCUGUUUGCGACUUAUGAAUACUUGAAGGAAAACAUUAAAGACUUGAUUGAAAAUGCCGGCAGCCUUUUAGAGGUUGCCAAUGUUGUUGUCGGAACGAAAACCGAGGAAAUGGAGGUCUUGCAAAAAGCUAUAAAACGUCGUCCUAAAGCAAUUAGAAAGCGUGCAAGGAAUGAGAAUCUUGCGGCUAGCGCGAUUAAAAAAAGAAGAGAUAUACUCGCUGAUUCAUCUAUGAAACCAAUCAUGGAUUUGAGACAAACACUCCCGGCAUGGAAGUUAAAGGACCGUGUUAUACAACUCUUUUCCGAAAAAAACGUAGUGAUUGUUAGUGGUGAAACUGGUAGUGGUAAGUCCACUCAAGUUGCACAAUUCAUUCUUGAUCAUGAACUAGAAAUUGGAAAUGGAGAUAUAGUCAAAAUUGUUUGUACGCAACCCCGAAGAAUUUCAGCUAUAAGUUUGGCUGAUCGGGUAGCGUAUGAACGAGGCGUUAAAGUGGGCGGGGAAGUUGGAUACAGUGUUCGAGGUGAAAGCAAGCAAGGAAAAGAUACCAUGCUUGAAUUCUGUACGACAGGACUGCUUCUUCGCCGAGUUCAAAUGAUGGGUUAUGCCUCGGUGAACAACUUAACAUGCAUUAUUAUUGAUGAGGUGCACGAACGGUCAGUUGAAAAUGAUUUACUUUUGGCUUUACUGCGAGUCAUUCUCUCAAAGAACCCAAAGCUGAAGGUCAUUCUCAUGAGUGCAACUGCCGACACAAAUCUGUUCUUAAACUACUUCCCUGGUGCUGGUUUGCUUCACAUUGAAGGUCGUACUUUCCCUGUCACUGACUACUACUUGGAAGAUAUAUCUGCGAAUGAAGCAGAUUCAAGCGAUACCAAUGCCAGCUCCUUAGAGUCCACAAGCAAAAAACAGAAAGACAAACACCGUUUCACUAUUAAAUAUGAACUUAUUGCCUCUCUUGUCAGUGAUAUUGAUAAGCAGCUGGGCGAGGAUAACGGUAGCAUCUUGAUUUUUCUCCCAGGUGUUUACGAAAUUAAUCGUUGUAUGCAACAAAUCGAGAAUUAUUCACCAAAUCAUUUCACUGUGCUUCCACUGCACGCAUCUCUUUCUAGUGCUGAGCAGCAUAAAGCUUUCCAAACUUACAAAAAAAGAAAAAUUGUGUGUAGCACUAAUGUCGCCGAGACUUCGAUUACUAUAAACGAUAUUGUUGCUGUUGUUGACUCUGGCAGGGUAAAGCAAAUAGACUACAAUGCCGAUAGUGACAUGGUGAUAUUCAGGGAAACAUGGGCUUCGCAGGCUGCCUGCAAACAACGCCGUGGACGUGCUGGCCGUGUUCGCAGCGGCUUAUGCUACAAACUGUAUACUCGAAAUUUUGAGAAUCAGCACAUGGAAAAACAGGUUACUCCCGAUAUCCUUCGCAUUCCUCUUGAGCAAGUUUGCUUGUCGGCAUUAUCGAUUUUACAGGCAUUCGGAUCAAAGUCAAAAGUGAAUAGCUUGGAAAAUGUGAAAAAGUUCAUGCGUUCACUUAUUUCGUCUCCUUCUGAACGGAAAGUCAAUUUGGCUAUGGACCGGUUGAACGAAACUGGUGCAGUCUCUGAUGAAGGCGAACUAACCGGUUUGGGUAAUUACUUGGCUGCUCUUCCCGUUGACAUAAAAUGCGGUAAACUGAUGGUAUAUGCAGCAAUGUUUGGUUUCCUUGAUGUUGCUCUUGUUAUUGCUGCCAUACUCUCCGUAAAAUCUCCUUUCCUUCAUUUUGAUGAUCGAGCACGGGAGAAGCGCGCACAAUACGGAAAUGGUUGGGGUGAUUUGAUCUCUGACACAUACGCUUAUUGUCAAUGGGAACAAAGUACUGCACAGUUAUCUCGUAGAGAGACGUUCCAAUGGGCAGAUGAGCGUGGUUUAUCACUUACAACCUUGCAGACUAUACAAUCGACCUUGUCUGACUUGCGUGAAUCAGCUAAGGAACUUCGUUUAUACCAGUUCUCUGAAAGUAAGGGUUGCCGUUGGGAUGCACAUGAUGAUAUGUCUUUAUUAUCAACGAUCAUUGCUGCUGCUUUAAGUCCAAACCUUGCUAAAUGUGUUUACCCGAACAAGAAAUUCAUUGCUUCUACCUAUGGUGCACUGGAGAAGGAACAUGAAGCCAAAGAAAUUAGAUAUUAUGAUCCCAAUGAUGCUCGGGUUUUCAUUCACCCAGGUAGCACAUUGUUCUCUGCCACUCCAAAUCCCUCUAAAUGUGCUUUUAUCGCAUACGAGAAAAAGAUUGAGACAUCGAAGGUUUUUCUUAGCAGUUGCACUCCUGUCAGUAUGCUUGGCAUGAUAUUGUUAGGCUCUAAGUCUGUUGAUGUAGAUCCUCUCGGCAGAGGAAUGGUUUUGAACAAACGCAUUCCUAUUAAAGCAUAUCCCAAACUUGUCAUUCUCUUAAAAUUCCUCCGGACAUAUAUCGACAUCAUGAUACAAAGUAUGAUUGAGCACUCUUUUCGCCAUCAUUUUGCAGACAAAGUUCUUCAUUGCAUUCGAGUUUUGGUGUCUUCUUAAGAGGUAUUAUCAAUAUUUUCUUAGGCAUAUCAUUAGAAUUCAUUAUCUUUUACUUUUUGAAUAGACUACUUACCAUCAAAAACCCCAAAACGAACAAUCAGUUCGAAAAAUUUUCAUUAACUGAAAUACUUUCUAAACCCUAAAACAAACUUUUCGGU
Schizosaccharomyces japonicus yFS275 is the source of this 4341-nucleotide messenger RNA. RefSeq names its product ATP-dependent RNA helicase Ucp1. Bases 176 to 4183 code for a protein of 1335 amino acids. Lineage: Eukaryota; Fungi; Ascomycota; Schizosaccharomycetes; Schizosaccharomycetales; Schizosaccharomycetaceae. The record is from RefSeq and is a predicted model, not a curated record. The transcript is spliced from 3 exons. Gene Ontology annotation, molecular function: hydrolase activity; ATP binding; nucleic acid binding.